Messenger RNA from Spirometra erinaceieuropaei, 3517 nucleotides. The record is from the annotation of a GenBank genome assembly. Lineage: Eukaryota; Metazoa; Platyhelminthes; Cestoda; Diphyllobothriidea; Diphyllobothriidae.
AUGGGAGUUAAACAGUCCAAGCUUGUGAUUAACGGAGCAAAGAAGGAGACAGUGAGUGCUAUAUUUGUCUCGUAAUACCUUUUACCACCCUUUUAGUACUUUUGUGACCACCUUUUGUAUUUGUUUGGUUUCUUACGAGACUCGGGGCAUAAACCAUACCCUACGUCAGGCUUAACUGAUUACGGAGUACAGUUUUGCAUAAACUCGGAGCUUCCCAGAGCAGACUUGAUGGUCGAAUUCUGACGACCAACUAGAGUGCCCUCAGGGCAGAGUUUUUUCCGCCAAAUUCUCUGGGAAUGAUAAGCGCUUUGCAGUCAUUAACACAGCUACUGAUCUCGUUCGUUCCGCCUUUUGAAUCUCGUGCUCCUGCUGUCGGGAGGAUUGCGCUGCUUCUUUUGAUUGCAGGAUCGGUAUCGGCUCACAGACAGGGUUGACAGUGAAGCUAGACUUUCACGCACAAACGCCACGUGCUGUAGAACAGGCAGUUGGUUUGGUACUGCCCAGUCCCCAUGCUGGUGAAUGUUGAGGGAAUCGUAGACGUUGGUUACACGCCAACUGAUUCUCCCCCCGGAGCGCAUAUAAGCCGAUCCGGUUUUAUGAUAGCAGAGUGCAUUAUUCAACAGUAAAGGAUGAUGAAAAUAAUAGGUGGAUGGUGGUUUUAGGUAGAUUUCAUUCGCCUAAUCACCACUGAGAAUCCGUCCAUUACUGUAUAUGCGUUUUGUUAAUGAACGCACUAAUUUCACCUGCGCUAUGAGUCCUCCCAGUCGUAAAUCAUUCUAAUCUUUUAUCUCCAGGGCGAGAUAUGUUAACUGUAAAACCCCACUCAGCCAUACAUUGUAGCCAGGUGCACACAGCCUCCAAAGGCGAGCUCGAUACGCCAACUUUUUGCUAUUAGGGUGGUCUGUCUUUUAAGUAGAUGUUUUCGUCUCUACCUCCCUAGGCUGCCACACACGACGAAACUCCUGGGACCUGCAAGGAGGUACGUGUUGUCAAUUUUCCCUUUUUAUGAUAUCUGGGAACUGUACAACACUCGACUCGUGACUCUCAUCUGUACGCACAGGUUUUCUGAGGUGCACAGGCUCCCUCUGAUAUAAUAAGUUCUUCGUCUUCGAUGCUGGCGGGGCGAAUUCGUUUGUGUUUGUCGUGCGGAAACAACAGUUUGGUGGUGAUCGGGGAGCGAAGGGUGAAACGCCUGUCUUCAGAGGUCAUUAUCGUUCUUUGCCUGUCCUUGCCGUGCGUGUGAGGUACAUGCGGCGCGCUUCCACUUCAUUAUGAUUAAUGUCACGCGCAUUGAACGUAGUGGGCGAACGAAGAAUCGCAGUUCGAGCUGCAUGAUUUAGCUCAGGGCUUCCGGUCGAUAGUGGUAUAGUGGCUGAAGUCCUGAGUGAGACCCAGCACUAGCACAGGCCGUUUCCUUGUCACUGGCAAGGUGUGUGCAACCCCAUGGAAUUUGAUGAAUACACCCGACCAAGGUUAAGUGGCCUCGGCGCAUUUAUCGUCUAGUUUUUCUGGUUUUGAAAUGUAACGCCUCACUGUUCAUGUUGUAUUGAAGGUCCCGGGCUUUCCUGUAAGAGUGUCUGAACCCUUACAGUUUGUGAAGGCGUACAACACAAUCGAAGAGGAGUCGAUAUUGAUUUCCAAUUUCUCCAACUUUUGGAUUUAAUGGUGUAUUUACAAGACACGUCGGAUGGGCUGUGACCGAGUUCAUUUCCUGUAUCUCGUCUGUUCUGCACUCAGAACUCGUUCAGUUGGGAAGUCACGCACAAGGGGACGGUUGGUGAAGAGGCUGUUUGUGUGACACAACGUCAUAGAAGUGUUGGCUCUCUCGUGGUGCUCGUUCGUACAUACUGCUGAUGUUGGCGGUUUCCAAUGUACCGAUAAUCUGCAACUGCUCAUUGCUUUGUGGUCCGUUUAUUCACUGACUUCUUACUUCCCCUUCUAGUUGAAUGAAAAUGGCACCAUUGAGGCUGUUGCUGGCGAUGCAACCCAGCAUCAGGAGACCGCUAACUGCGAGGGCGAUGCCGCCGCCGCAGCACCAGCCGACCAGUCCGCUGCCGUGAACGGCGAAGAAGCCAAGGUGAGCCUCGCCUCCCACGCUAACUCCAUCUCUCUAGGCACACAAAAAGAAGAAUCCGAUUAAUUGGAUUCAGAAGAAGAUUUCUAUCAAGAAGCCCCGCGUCUGCAGUAAGACGGAGGCAGCUGGACCUGAAAAGGAGGAGAAGACCGAAACUCCAGCUGCGGAAGGCGAAGGGGCUAAAGUUGCUGACCCUCCGGUCCCUCCAGUCGAGCAAGCACCAGCUCCUGAAACCCACGAGGCUGAGUUGCAGCAGCCACCAGCAGAGGAAACCGCGACAGAGUCCAAGGUACGCAUCACAAUGCCAUCCCGCUGUGUUUAGAUGUUGUGACUCACCACAAAAAGCGUUUGCUCUCACUCACCCGAGCCAAGCCGUCCAUCCAUGUCUUUUUCUUGUCUGCUGCUCCCGUCACCUUUUUCGUUGUUUUCGUAGUCGGUGUGCAAUUUUAUCUCAUCUGCUCAUAUGGCACUCCUUCGUGAGUAUUUGCUCACCGUCUUAAGUGUGUCCGAUCGCUUGCACGCUGCCCACUCACAGUCCCGGCCCACUGUUGUGUGCAGCAGCAGCUAUGUUGGUAAUGGCGUCCUGAAAGCCUAGUCCCCCUCAUCUAUAUACCCAUGUGUGUCUGUCUGCAGUGGAUCAACGCUCCCUCGGCCGACGCCUGCGCGGAGAUUUCAACCCAGGCAGAACCGGUCGUCACCAAGGAUCAGGCCGCCGGAUUUGGGGGCGACUCCAAUGACUGUGGACAGAUAGUGGAAAUCACCCCCACCGUCAACGGCCAUCACCAUCUGAUGGGCGAUGAACAUCUUGAACUUGCUGAACCGGCCUGUCAACCAUUCGAGGAGGUAUGAUAUCUUAACCUAGGGUGGUGGCCAUGAUGACGCCAUGAUUACACACAGGGUUGGGAUAUUCAGCAAGGUUCACUAGGGCGGGGGGGAUGAGUGGGAUCCUUUCGUCCGUGUGUGGUUAGACGGGACUUUUGAGACCAGACGAAGCCUGACUUUGCGGCCUUGCCGUCAUCAUUAUCAUCCUUAGCAUCUUCCAUUCGCUCACGCACAACUUCCCGCUCACAUGGGCUCAACCUUUGUGCGAGCGAUGUUUGAGAGAGAACUCAAACCACCACAUGGCUCCUUUUAAUUGGUGAUCCGAUGAGGGAACUCCACACAGUCCUUGCUUUAGGCUCACACCUGAGGUGCAGAGCGUCUAUUUCGUAGGCCCAAGUUGCCUACUUUUGCAGUAAGCCUUUCUUACCCUGUUCUCUUUUUUGUUAGCCAACCGAGCCUGCAGCCGAUGACCUGCCAGUCGACUCUGGUCUUUCCGAAAAGCUCGCCAGUCUGGGCAUAGACGGUCUGCCUGAGCAGGGUCUGACCAACGGCCAUGACGCCACUGCCGCCGCCAACGGUCAUUGUGUACUGACUGCAGACGAGGAAACGACGGAGAACUAG